AUGAAGCCACUCCCAAAGGCUGCACUCUUCUGUGCAAACCUUCCUGAACAAUUCAGAGACGAUGAGUUGAAGUACAAACUCACUCAGCUCUUCUCUAAGUUUGGUAAAGUACAUCACGUAAAGUUGAACAGAGAUAAGCAGAAUAGACUCGGCGCUUUCAUUCAAUUUCAACAUUCUACUCAGGCCGACCUCGCAUUGAACAAGUCUAAUAAGCUAUACCUCAAAGACAGACUCUUACGCGUGGAAAGAGCACGUGUUAAUCGUAGUUUACGCAUUUCUUCACCCUCAAUCGAUAGUACAGCUAUUGAAGCAUUCUUCAGCAGACACGGCGAAAUAGAAUUCUUCCUUGCAGGUCCAUCUAAGGCUCUUGUCCCAGAAGAGUCCGCUAAUCAGGGUGAAUACGUCAUCAGAUUCAAGUACAGAGACGAUUGUAUGGCUGCCUGGUUCAACCACCGUCAGUCUUCUCUUUUUAAACUUAGUUGGGCACAUGAGGUUCAUCACGAUCGUCAUAAUACUCCUCCGUUACCACUCAACGACACUGCAAACUUUCCUUCUCUCACUUCAGAAUGCUCGAAGGAGAAUGAAGUCACGCUCGAUAAGAAUAUGGGCGCACUAGAUCUUGCAGCUGAUUUAUCAGAGGAUGUUGCAAAAUCUCUCACGCUCAAUACGCGCUCUGAAUCAUUUCCUGAAAUGCGCGAUCAUCAACAGCCCCAAGAAUCGCCAAAUACGCCAACUAACAUGAUACCAUCGACACCUCAACUCAGUCUUGAUGUGAAUAACAAUGCUAAUCAGUCCAUGGAGACCAGUUAUCCACUCACGCCGCCUACUCAGCCACUAAACUACGAUCCUCGUCCACCUAGGAAGCUGUUUAGAGGUGGUCACCAACAGUCUUUCGAUGAUAGAAGAGGUGGUUAUAGACGCCACAGCAAUCGUCCACCGAAGAGUAACAGUGGUAGGAAUCCUCGCCAUUAUUUGAAUAUGAAUUAUAUGGAAACUGGUCCACCUCAAACUGGUACUUACUACCAUGGUUUCACACACGCCGGUCAACAAUUUAAUCAAGCGUAUUACCCAGCUGCAACAACUCCAGCUUUUAUUCCAUACCCGACUGCUAUUAAUUUUGGACAGCCGGUUUAUGCAUACCCCUACCCAAUGGCACAAACGAAGACAAAUGAUGGUUUAAUUGCGUCGAAUGACAAUGAAGUUAACGUGGGAGUUGGGGUGGCUGCUCCAGCUGUACGUGCUGGUUACAUGACAGUACCUCCAGAUACACACCCAAUGGCACCUUUGCGUGCAACUGGUUUUAUGACCACAAAUGCAGGAUUAGUUCCUCUCUACAGCCCUCAAGAUCUCGAGAGAUGGAAUGAAAAUUUGGCGACGACCAAUGCCCAGCAAUCAUCUAAAGACAGUCCAAGCAAGGAUGAAGCUCCGGGUUUUCCUUCAGCAGGGUCAAUCCCAAUACAGCAAUAUCCAAUGAUUCAACAACCGCAACCACAACACCUAAUGAAUGUCGGCAGUGUGGCAUUAGGAUUAGACUGUGUUAACAACAACACGCAGAGAAACCUUAGUAAUAUGCCUCCACCUCGCUUUUUUGGUAUUUCUCCACCGGGUCAUCUUCAAGCAUAUGAAAAUUGGGAAUGUGGAGCUACACAGAAUCAACCAAACCAGGGAAAGGUACAUUAUCACGAUCAUCCGCAAUCAACACAGCAGCAAAAUCCUCUGGUAGCUCCAAAUUCUGGCUUUACUACCGGUCCACCAGGCCAUACGCCAGCCAUGCGUGGAUAUUAGCUAGCUAGUUUGUUUUGCAAACAUUUUCAUUUCUUUACUUCUUUAUAUCAAUAAGAUCGCAUCAAGUAUACCAUUUGCAGUAUUAAGCAAC
Wallemia mellicola CBS 633.66 is the source of this 1876-nucleotide messenger RNA. RefSeq lists its product as hypothetical. Lineage: Eukaryota; Fungi; Basidiomycota; Wallemiomycetes; Wallemiales; Wallemiaceae. The record is from RefSeq and is a predicted model, not a curated record. Gene Ontology annotation, molecular function: RNA binding. Bases 1 to 1785 code for a protein of 594 amino acids. The transcript is spliced from 5 exons.